UAAUGAGAGUAACAUCAUUAUUGUUGAUACUUCUAAUAAACAGUGUUAUAGGCACUAAAUCAAUUUAUGAAAUAUCAUAAAAUGAAUAUGGAAAAACAGUGCUUUAAGCAAUAUAAUUAACAUUGAAUGAGGAACCAGCCUCAUUUGGAAGGACAAUAGAUUUAUUAUAAGAAUUAAAAAAGGGAAUUCAAAAUGAUUAAGAUGAAGAUUCUGGACUUUUAGCUGAAAGAUUGGAAACAUGUGAAACACAUAUUUCAUAAAAUUCAUAAACAAUAUCAGAUUCAUAAACAAAAUUAGCAUAAGCUUAAGAAUAAGUUGGUCCACUUGAAUAAAAAUUACUAGAUAAAAGACAUUAGGCAGAAGAUAAGGAAGGUGAAGAAUAGAGAAACAAUGAUAGAAUAAAUAAGUUGAUUUUAUAAAGAUAAGAAUCUAGAUAAUAAUUUGAGAGUAAAAGAGAUGAAUUAACAUCUAUUGUUGGAGCAUUAAGUGAAGCUAAAAAAAUUAUUGGUUCUAUUAAAACAGAUCCUACUGCUUUAAUUUAAUUAAAAAAUCAUAAAGAAAAUAUAUGUAAUUAUUAAGAAAGUAAAAUUAGUAAAUUAAAUUUAAAAGUCAUCAAUGUUUUAUACUUUGAUUCAUUCAACACUUUCUUUAAUAUAAUAAGGAACAAGUCAAGAAAAAGUAAUUAGAAUUAUUGAUGAUUUGAUUGAUGAAGUUUAUUAAGUUUAGAAAUUAGAAAUGAUUGCUGAUGAUCAAAGAGAAGCAGACUUUAUUAAAACUAAGUAAUUUUAGAUUUUAAUAUUUUAGAAUACGUUUUGAAUUUGCAAAUACUAGAUUAAAUACUAAAAUUGCUGAAUUAAGAGCUGAUGUGCAAUAAUUAUAAUAAUAAUUACUAGAAUUAAAUAACAAUAUUGCAAUUUAUUAAGACUUAGUCAAUCUUAAAACUAAAGAAAAUGCAGAUUGGCAAUAAUCUUGCAAUGAUGCAUAAAAUAGUCAUAAUGGAUUGACAGAUUAUAGAACUUAAUAAAUUACAAUUAUUGAUGAGUGCAUAUCAUUAUUAUAAGGACAUGACCCAGAAAUCACAUAAUUUAUUUAGAGAUUUGUUUGAA
Paramecium pentaurelia is the source of this 1106-nucleotide messenger RNA. The record is from the annotation of a GenBank genome assembly. Lineage: Eukaryota; Ciliophora; Oligohymenophorea; Peniculida; Parameciidae.